CGGGUCCGCAUUGCGCACAGCGCACGCAAGUUCUGGCCGGCCCGGUGUCUCACUCGCUCGCAUUCGUCCCUCCCAGUGCCACGACGCCAUGGCGAGCGUGCUCAACAACCUCUUUGGAGGCAGCAAGCCCUCGGGCAACGCCGCCCCGGCGAAGGCUGCCGAUGCUGACUUCGCCGACUUCUCCCAGGUCCCUGAGCCGGAGGCGGCCCCCGUCUCGCCCGCUCCAAACACGUUCGGCGGGGCCCCGGCCGCGCAGACCCUGCGUCCCUACACGAAAUGGUACAGAUUGCACGAGCGCUACACCUGGUCUGACUUCCAGGCCGAGGGAAUCAUUCUGUGCUUGAUCGCCGUCCUCCUGCUUGUCCACCUCUUCGGCGCCCGCUUGAACCGCUCCAAGGCCAAGAAGUGGAUCCGCGCCCACGCCGCGCCCCUGACGGCCGAAUUCGCCCUUGUUGGCUUUGCCGGUGUCCCGGUGGCCGUCGCCGACAAAAAGGGAGAUGAGCUGGUUCAGGCGCUCGCCGAUUUCAACGCCCGGCAGGGCGACGACCUGUUGAAGGAGAAGAGCCUGUUCGAGUUCGCCACCUACGCGACCGGACGCGCCAACGUGGCCUUCCUCGACGUGAAGCUCACGCUCCUGAAGCGCUUCAACCCGCUCAGCGUGCUCGUCGACUCCGUCAUGGCCUUCUUCUUCGACAGCGCCAGCGAAAAUCACGAGUGCGUCGAGGCGACGCUCUACCCUUUCGACGGGAAGGAGGCGCUCACCGUGCCCGGCCUUCCCGGCGCCGCCGAGCUCCGCAGCAAGGACAGCAAGAGCACGUUCGACAGCUUCGUCUGGGCCAUUGUGCACAAGGAGCGCAUGAAGCAAGUCCGCGACGACCGCUACGACGUCUCGCUCACCGCUACCAAGGACCAUCCCAAGCUCCCCAACUGGCUGACCGUCAUGACCGAGAGCGCCGAGAUCACCGAUGCUCUGCUCACGCCCGAGCUGAUCCAGGCCGCCGAGCUCGCCGGAGAUCUCCUGGAGUACCUCAUCAUCUCGGACCAACCGAUUGAGAAGCCCAAGACCAUCAACGAGACGACCCCUCGCAAGCGCAUCUUCCUCAAGUACCGGCUGCCGUCGGACGACAACUACGCCAACCUGCUGCCGCUCUUCAAGUACUUCCUGCGGCUCACGGACAGGCUGGUGCAGGCGGCGCACUUCCGGCCGGAGGUGCUGCGCAAGGUCAAGGCGGUGCGCGACAACGCGGUGCGCGAGAUCCAGCGGGCCGACGAGGAGAGCAAGGCCGAGGAGCGCGCGCAGGAGCGCGAGCGCCUCAAGAAGGCCAAGCGCGACCAGGAGCUCAACGCGCUCGACGCCAAGGCCCAGCGCAAGUACCUCGAGAAGGAGCGCGAGAAGGAGAUGAAGCGGAGCAUGAAGAAGCAGACUAUAAGGGGUUAAGUCGCUUUUGCUGCUUGGCGUCUUGGUGGUUCAGGCUACUGGAGAAGACCGGGCUGAGGAGGUUACGGGGGGUUGUUGGCUGAUUUGGCGGGUCAAAAGGACUUGUACAUCUUGGUACGUAGGUUUGGAGAGGACAUCUGCGCAUGUAGCAAUACAUCAAUGUAAUGUUUAUGAACAGCGCGAC
Molecule: messenger RNA, 1622 nt
Organism: Thermothielavioides terrestris NRRL 8126
Lineage: Eukaryota; Fungi; Ascomycota; Sordariomycetes; Sordariales; Chaetomiaceae
Exons: 3
Coding region: 89-1438 (449 amino acids)
Biological process (GO): endoplasmic reticulum calcium ion homeostasis
Cellular component (GO): endoplasmic reticulum
Molecular function (GO): calcium ion binding
Source: RefSeq, a predicted model, not a curated record